UACAUAAAUUCAUCAAAUCAAAAUGUUAAAAUGACACUUGUGUACACUUUUGUAGUUUUCGCGCCGUCAACCAACGAUGACGUUCGAUGCCCAACAUCUACAAAAAACGGGUCUAAAGUACGUCUUGCUCAAACCAGAAAUGAACUAAAAAUUCAGGAAACAAUUGCACUAUAUUUCUAUAAUCGGACACAUCUUAGAAGAGUUUUUUUUAUCCGUAACGACUUUGCGAGUGAAAACCUUGAAAAGCCACAAGAGAUUUCAGCAGCGACAAUUUUAACACGUGCAGUUGAAAUGGACAGAAAAGAACAAUAUACCAUGGCUUUCGUGCUUUACCAGGAAGGUUUGCAAAUUCUAGUGGAUUCUGUAAAAGCGACAACAGAUCCAGUGAGGAAAAAACACUUUCAAGGAAAAGCUUCUGAAUAUAUGGAUAGGGCAGAACGCAUAAAAGCCCUAAUUGAUGAAAAAAAGUCUCAUGGAAAGUAUAGGGAGCAGAUGAAAAUUGAAAACGGAUCUUCAGGUCAUGGAUAUCGAUCGGUUUUUGGCAGAUUUUUGGAUGCAAGUGUCACUCAAAUUCGAAUAGAAGACCCCUAUGUUAGAACUUUUCAUCAGGUGAAUAUUACAUAG
Molecule: messenger RNA, 624 nt
Organism: Belonocnema kinseyi
Lineage: Eukaryota; Metazoa; Arthropoda; Insecta; Hymenoptera; Cynipidae
Product: MIT domain-containing protein 1-like
Exons: 3
Coding region: 31-624 (197 amino acids)
Source: RefSeq, a predicted model, not a curated record